Emys orbicularis (European pond turtle) is the source of this 1167-nucleotide messenger RNA. Its product is annotated as pepsin B-like. Gene Ontology annotation, molecular function: aspartic-type endopeptidase activity. Lineage: Eukaryota; Metazoa; Chordata; Testudines; Emydidae. The record is from RefSeq and is a predicted model, not a curated record. The transcript has 9 exons. Gene Ontology annotation, biological process: proteolysis. Bases 1 to 1167 code for a protein of 388 amino acids.
AUGAAGUGGCUCAUCCUGGCUCUGGUUUGUCUCCAGCUCUCAGAAGGGCUGGUGAAAGUCACUCUGAAGAAAGGAAAGUCUAUGCGAGAGGUGAUGAAGGAGAAAGGAGUUCUGGAGGAUUUUCUGAAGCAUCACAAAGUUGAUCCUGCCAGGAAGUACCACUUCAAUAAUUACAAUGUCGUUGAUGUACCAAUAGCCAACUACCUGGAUUCCUUCUACUUUGGAGAGAUCAGCAUUGGAACUCCGCCCCAGAACUUCUUGGUUCUCUUCGACACCGGCUCCUCCAACCUGUGGGUUCCAUCUACAUACUGCCAGACUGAGGCCUGCUCCAAUCAUGCAAGGUUCAACCCCAACCAGUCAUCCACCUUUUCCGACAUUGGCGUGACCUACACCCUGGACUAUGGGUUUGGAGACCUGACUGUGGUUUUAGGUUACGACACGGUGACAAUCCAGAACAUCGCCAUUGAGCACCAGGAAUUUGGUAUGAGUCAGGAUGAGCCUAGCAGCCCCUUCUAUUAUACGUAUUUUGAUGGGAUUUUGGGAAUGGCUUAUCCUCCCGUAGCCAUACCGGGGUACAGGACACUUAUGCAGGAGAUGCUGCAGCAGGGCCAGCUUACUGAACCCAUAUUCAGUUUCUAUUUCUCACGGCAACCAACGUAUGAUUACGGAGGGGAAGUCAUCUUGGGCGGCGUUGACACCCAGCUGUUCUCUGGCCAGAUUACCUGGGUACCUGUUACCCAAGAAGUUUACUGGAAGAUUGGUAUUGAAGAGUUUGCUAUUGGACAGCAGGCGACUGGCUGGUGCAGUCAAGGCUGCCAGGGCAUUGUGGACACCGGGACGUUUCUGCUCACCAUCCCAGAGCAGUACAUAGGGGACUUCCUGCAGGCCUUGGGUGCUCAGGAAUCCAAUGGAGAGUACGUGGCUGACUGCAGCAACGUCCAGAACAUGCCGACCAUCACCUUCAUCAUCAACGGAUCCCAGUUCCCGCUGCCCCCCUCCGUCUACAUCCUCAACAACAAUGGCUACUGCAGAGUUGCGGUUGAGACCACUUACGUAUCUUCUCAGAAUGAGCAGCCAAUCUGGAUCCUGGGUAACAUCUUCCUUAGGGAAUAUUAUUCUGUCUUUGAUAUGGCUAACAACAGAGUGGGCUUUGCCCCAUCAGCCUAG